This is a messenger RNA of Dendroctonus ponderosae (mountain pine beetle), 2673 nucleotides long. Its product is annotated as origin recognition complex subunit 1. The record is from RefSeq and is a predicted model, not a curated record. The transcript has 7 exons. Gene Ontology annotation, biological process: mitotic DNA replication checkpoint signaling; DNA replication initiation. Lineage: Eukaryota; Metazoa; Arthropoda; Insecta; Coleoptera; Curculionidae. Bases 119 to 2197 code for a protein of 692 amino acids. Gene Ontology annotation, cellular component: nuclear origin of replication recognition complex. Gene Ontology annotation, molecular function: DNA replication origin binding; ATP hydrolysis activity; ATP binding.
UGUCAGUUAAGCCACAAUCAUUUUGUUAUUCAGUUCCAGUAAGCAUUCCGAUCAGUUUUGUUGAUUUUUUUCGCGAGCUGUUUAUACUUGGACCGUGUCAACAUACCUUUGAAACACUAUGUCGGAAGACGUUUCAUGUCAGUCUCCGCAGAACCGUGUGUUGAAUUAUUCGAUUGUCAGUAGCGAUGAGGAGGAAAACCGUCUGGUUUUAAAGCUGAAAGUUUCUGAAAGACACAAAGUGCCCGUGGUCGUGCUGCAGAGACUAGAGAACGUUGGUCAGUAUCAGGUGAGCCUGAGAACUUCCAGGAGGCAACGUAAAGUGAAACAGUUUGAGGAGUACGAACUUGACAUGGCUGCGGUCACAAACGUGAAUACUGUGAGCCCUAGAAAGCGACUGAGGCCCAGAAAGCCCGAGUCUGAAAUGGGCAGUCCGCCAAAAGUGCGACGCUCCCUUCGGACAUCCAAGAAAAUUGUGAACUUGGACUUCUACAUGGAUGAGCUAUGUGAAUCGAUAACAGAUUCCGUCUCUCUGAAAACCCCCGUUAAAAAAUCGACUAGACCAACUCGACAAGCUCGACCACAAAGUCCGAUGGAUGUCGAUGAGAACGAUGUGGUUCUUUCUGGAAAAAGAGUAUCGCGCACCCCUCAAAGAUACUCCAAUGCUACGCCGCGAUCGGUGCGAGUAAACUUGGACGAAUCAUUUCGCAGAAGCGUGCUGAAAAGCAGACAUAUGAGCGAAAAUGUGCGCAACACACCGAGGAGAACAGCCAGAACUCCCGCAAAAAAGUCCCACGUACAGAAGCUGUUUUCAGAGGAUGAGGAAAUUGAGGUGGUGAAUAGUCCCAAGAGAAACUUGCGGGCUAAAAGCAACUCGAUAUCUUCGGACCAGUCGAGUGAGAGCGAUGAAAGCCUCUCCAACACAACUCCUAAAAAAACUGGCAGGACGCCGGGAAAUCGCAAGCAGAGUGGCUCGACUCCAAAAAGCGUCCAGAAAACCCCGAGCACCAGCAAAGGACGCCUGAAGAUGUUGAGGGAUGGCACAAUAACACCGUCAAUGCAGCCAAGAAAGAGCUGCAUCCCAGAAUGCACCACGCCCUUGAUGAAAGCCAGAACUCAGCUACACGUUUCGUAUGUGCCGGCGUCGCUGCCUUGCAGGGAAAAGGAAUACUUGGACGUUUACAAAUUCCUCAGAGGGAAAAUUGACGACGGAUGUGGAGGAUGCAUGUACAUUUCGGGGGUGCCUGGCACUGGCAAGACCGCAACAGUCACCUCAGUAAUCGACAGCCUGAGCAAAGAUAAAACCGUAGGAAAAUUCAGUUUUGUGAGCAUUAAUGGGAUGCGGCUGACCGAACCCAAACAGUCCUAUGUAGAGAUUUGGAAACAGUUGACGGGAAAAACCGUCGCUUGGGCGCAGGCCUGCAGCUUACUGGAAGAGAGAUUUACCAAAGUAAAAAAGCUGCACCCAGUUGUGAUGUUAGUUGAUGAGUUGGACAUCCUUUGCACGAAGCGACAAGACGUCGUCUACAACCUACUGGACUGGCCGACGAAAUCCAAAGAUCCGCUCAUCGUCAUCACCAUCGCCAACACAAUGGAUUUACCCGAAAGAUUGCUGAUGAGUAGAGUCACUAGCCGACUGGGCCUAACUCGACUGACCUUCCAGGCCUACACUCACAAACAGCUAAUGGAAAUCGUAACGAGAAGACUGACAGGGACUGAUAGUUUUGAUCGGGAUGCCAUCCAGCUGGUGGCCCGCAAAGUGGCUUCGGUGUCUGGCGACGCCCGCCGUGCUUUGGAUAUUUGCAGACGAGCCGCCGAAAUCGCGGAACGCGACGGCAACGAGCAACAAGUCAGCAUUCAGCAGAUCAACGAUGCUCUAACGGCUAUGAUCACUCAGCCUCAAGUGACUGCCAUAAAAAGAUCGUCGCGACUGCAAAAGUUGCUCCUCCAAGCCAUCGUUGCGGAGGUUGAAAGAACCGGCGUCGAGGAAACGACAUUCGUGGACGUGUUCAAGGUGUUGGCGUCCUGCUGUGCAUUGGAUGGCUUCAAAAUGGUAUCAAGCACGAUUGCACAGCGCGCCCUUUCCCGAUUAGGCGAGUGCAAGCUCGUUAUUACCGACCAAAAGUGCAACAACAUUUAUCAGCGGAUCAUACUGAACGUUAGUGUGCACGACGUGUAUUUUGCCCUGAAGAAGCAAUGAGCGGUGGUUGGACUUUUCUUGUUUCUUGGUUCCAGUAUGAAUUUAUUCCUCACUUAAAACCGUAGUUCUUUCACUUAUUCAUAAGUGCAUUUCUGAGGCAAAAGUGGCUUUUAUUAAUUUCAUUUUCCAACUUCCGUUGUGCGGAAAAUUGCACGACUUUACAAACACAGGCGGAGAUCAGACGCACUCAAUUGUAAAUAAUCUAAGCUUAGUGAAUUGAUCGAAUAAAAACCUUUUUCCAGUAUUUCUAAAGCAACCAAUUGCGCGUUGUGUUUUAGAAAUACUGGAAAAAGGUUUUUAUUCGAUCAAUUCACUAAGUUUGGGUUAUUUACAAUUGGUGCGCCUGAUCUCCGUCUGUGUUUGUAAAGUCAUGCAAUUUCCGUUGUACCGAAAAUUCUUCAGACGGAGAUCAGACGUACUCAAUUGUAAAUAAUCUAAGCUUAGUGAAUUGAUCGAAUAAAAACAUUUUUCCAGUA